AGGCUACUAGUCAAAACCACUGCGCUGCUCCCCCGUGUCCGUACUCUCCCAUUCUCCCCCUUCUCCGUACUCUCCGCUCCACAUCUCGACCUCACCGGCGGCGGGGAACAAGAUGGUGGCGUUUCUGGGCCGGCGGAUUGGGGUGGCGGCGGCGGCCGCCGCGUUCAUCGCCCUCGCGGCGUUGGGAUCGGCCUCGUCCACGCCCAAGUCCUUCGUGAAAUCCACCGUCUCCGCCCACGACGUCGUCAUCUUCUCCAAGUCAUACUGCCCGUACUGUAAAAGAGCAAAGGCCAUAUUUAAGGAACUUGAGUUAAAGAAGGAGCCCUAUGUCGUGGAGCUUGAUGAGCGAGAGGAUGGUUCGGAGAUUCAGGAUGCCUUAUCUGAAAUAGUUGGCAGGCGCACUGUUCCUCAAGUUUUUGUCCACGGAAAGCAUCUUGGGGGCUCUGAUGAUACUCUUGAUGCUUAUGAAAGUGGAAAGUUGGCCAAACUAUUGAACAUCGGAGUCAAAGACGAUCUUUAAGUGUCAUGUUAGCAUCACAAGUUUAUCUCUUGUUUUGAGUUAUCAGGAGAUAUCACGCGACUCUAAGAUAUGUAACUGAAUAUUGUGGUAUGGUUUUAUAACCUUCGAACCCAACUUUUGAUAUUUCCUCCAUUAUCUCGUAUUAAUCCUGUUGCUAGAUUA
Molecule: messenger RNA, 682 nt
Organism: Setaria italica (foxtail millet)
Lineage: Eukaryota; Viridiplantae; Streptophyta; Magnoliopsida; Poales; Poaceae
Product: glutaredoxin-C8
Exons: 4
Coding region: 113-520 (135 amino acids)
Biological process (GO): cellular response to oxidative stress
Cellular component (GO): cytoplasm
Molecular function (GO): glutathione disulfide oxidoreductase activity
Source: RefSeq, a predicted model, not a curated record